UCGAGCUGUGAUCUCCGAAUCCCUUGUUAAUGGAGUCCAUAUAGUACUGGGUACUUAACACAAUCCCAUUCGUGACCCCCGUAGAGCAUACUGGAGUCUGUCUUUCUGUCCUGGCACAGCGAGGUUUAGAAGCCAUCUCUUGUUCUGGUACUUACUACUAGUCUACUACUACUGUGUGCGUGUGUGGGAGACAGUCGGCUAGAGAAACAAAGGGAGAGAGAGACAGAGAGGAUGAGCAUAGUGACCAUGGAGAGUUUAUCGUUAUAUCUGGUGGCCGUGGGGUCAGCGGCGGCGGUGGUCUGCCUCUGCGUGGCCGCGUGGCGGCGCCGCGUCAGGGAGGUCUUCCGUCAGCAGGGGAUCGACGGCCCUCCACCGUCGUCGUUCCUGAGGGGUAAUCUCUCGGAGGUGCAGGCGAGGGCGCCGCAGGCCGUUGCGGCGGAGGACGGCGGCGCUGGCCAGUGGGACCUCCACAAGGACGGCUUCGACGACUACUGCAAGAUGAUCUUCCCCUUCUUCCACAAGUGCAGGAAAGCCUACGGUGACACGUAUCUGUACUGGCUCGGGCAGCGGCCGGCGCUGUACGUGACGGACCCGGAGCUGAUCCGGGCAAUCGGACGGUGCGACUCGUUAGACAUGGGCAAGCCGACGUUCCAGCAGAAGGGGCAGGAGCCCUUAUUCGGCGCCGGCGUCCUCAAGGCCAACGGCGCCUGCUGGGCGCGCCAGCGCAAGGUCAUCGCGCCCGAGUUCUACAUGGCCAAAGUCAGGGGCAUGGUGGGGCUCAUGGUCAGUGCGGCGCAGCCGCUUCUGCGCUCGUGGGAAGCCGCCGUCGACGGCGCCAAGGGCGGCAUCGCGGCAGUAGACGUCGACGCCGACAUCCGCAGCUUCUUCUUCGACGUCAUCUCCCGGGCCUGCUUCGGGAACGACCACUCCACGGGGAAGGAGAUCUUCCUCCGGCUCAGGGCGCUGUCCGGGCUCAUGUCCGAUCCCAGCGUCAUGUUCACCGUCCCGUCGCUGAGGUUUCUGCCGACGGAGAAGAACCGGAGGAUCUGGAGGCUCACGCAGGAGAUCCGGUCGCUGAUUCUGGAGAUCGCGAGAGGGCGCCGGGCGGCGACGGGGAUUUCUCCGGGCCCUGACUUCCUGCGGUCCAUCAUCGACAACAGCGGCGACCAGCCGCGGCCGGACGACUUCGUGGUUGACAACUGCAAGAACAUCUACUUCGCAGGCCAGGAGACGACUGCAGUCACCGCCACCUGGUGCCUCAUGCUGCUCGCCGCCCACCCUGAGUGGCAGGAUCGGGCGCGCGCCGAGGUGCUCGAUGUCUGCGGUGGCGCCGCCGGCGCCGCGGCACCAGACUUCGACAUGGUAUCUCGGAUGAAGACGGUGAGCAUGGUGGUGCUGGAGACGCUACGGCUGUUCCCGCCGUCGUCGUUCGUGGUGCGGGAGACGCUCCGUGAUGUUCGGCUGGGCCAGCUGCUCGCUCCCAAGGGCACCUACUUCUUCGUGCCGGUCUCUACCAUGCACCACGACCCCGCCGCCUGGGGCCCAACAGUGCGCCGGUUCAACCCCAACCGGUUCCAGAACGGGGUGGCGGUGGCGUGCAAGCACCCGCAGGCGGCGUUCAUGCCGUUCGGCCUCGGAGCGCGUACCUGCCUAGGCCAGAACCUCGCGAUCGUUGAGGCCAAGACGCUCCUCGCCGUCAUCCUCGCGCGGUUUGCCUUUGCUCUCUCACCGGACUACAGGCACUCCCCGGCGUUCCGGCUCAUCAUCGAGCCGGAGUUCGGGCUGCGCCUCCUCAUACGCCGUGUCGAUGGUUUUACUUGAGGACGUAUCCAGUUCAGCAAGCCAGUGCAUCAGAUGCACCAGUUGCACAUGAGCCGUCAGAUUGAGAUGGGAGGGACAGGAUCCAUCUAAGAGGACCUUGUAGUAUUACUAGCUUAAUGCACGUGUGUUGCCACGGUGAAUGAAAAUCACAACGACUAAAAAAUAUUCUCUCUUGCUUCUUCCUCCUUGGUAAUAAUCGUUUCUUG
Triticum dicoccoides is the source of this 2027-nucleotide messenger RNA. RefSeq names its product cytochrome P450 714D1-like. The record is from RefSeq and is a predicted model, not a curated record. Lineage: Eukaryota; Viridiplantae; Streptophyta; Magnoliopsida; Poales; Poaceae. Bases 232 to 1821 code for a protein of 529 amino acids. Gene Ontology annotation, molecular function: iron ion binding; monooxygenase activity; heme binding. The transcript has 2 exons.